GAGGAAGCCUGUGUCCCUCCCGCGCCUGAGGCCGGUGUUCCCCCGCACUCCGCGCCCGGGCCCAGACUCUUUCUCCCCGAUCCCCGGCCCGGCCCCCGCCCCGCCCCGCCCCAGCCCGCUGGGCCGCCAUGGAGCGCUGGCCUUGGCCGUCGGGCGGCGCCUGGCUGCUCGUGGCUGCCCGCGCGCUGCUGCAGCUGCUGCGCUCAGACCUGCGUCUGGGCCGCCCGCUGCUGGCGGCGCUGGCGCUGCUGGCCGCGCUCGACUGGCUGUGCCAGCGCCUGCUGCCCCCGCCGGCCGCACUCGCCGUGCUGGCCGCCGCCGGCUGGAUCGCGUUGUCCCGCCUGGCGCGCCCGCAGCGCCUGCCGGUGGCCACUCGCGCGGUGCUCAUCACCGGCUGUGACUCUGGUUUUGGCAAGGAGACGGCCAAGAAACUGGACUCCAUGGGCUUCACGGUGCUGGCCACCGUAUUGGAGUUGAACAGCCCCGGUGCCAUCGAGCUGCGUACCUGCUGCUCCCCUCGCCUAAGGCUGCUGCAGCUGGACCUGACCAAACCAGGAGACAUUAGCCGCGUGCUAGAGUUCACCAAGGCCCACACCACCAGCACUGGCCUGUGGGGCCUGGUCAACAACGCAGGCCACAAUGAAGUAGUUGCUGAUGCGGAGCUGUCUCCAGUGGCCACUUUCCGUAGCUGCAUGGAGGUGAAUUUCUUUGGCGCACUCGAGCUGACCAAGGGCCUCCUGCCCCUGCUGCGCAGCUCAAGGGGCCGCAUCGUGACUGUGGGCAGCCCAGCGGGGGACAUGCCAUAUCCAUGCUUGGGGGCCUAUGGAACCUCCAAGGCGGCUGUGGCGCUACUUAUGGACACAUUCAGCUGUGAACUCCUUCCCUGGGGGGUCAAGGUCAGCAUCAUCCAGCCUGGCUGCUUCAAGACAGAGUCAGUGAGAAACGUGGGUCAGUGGGAAAAGCGCAAGCAAUUGCUGCUGGCCAACCUGCCUCAAGAGCUGCUGCAGGCCUAUGGCAAGGACUACAUCGAACACUUGCAUGGGCAGUUCCUGCGCUCGCUACGCCUGGCCAUGUCCGACCUCAGCCCAGUUGUAGAUGCCAUCACAGAUGCGCUGCUGGCAGCUCGGCCCCGCCGCCGCUAUUACCCCGGCCAGGGCCUAGGGCUCAUGUACUUCAUCCACUACUACCUGCCUGAGGGCCUGCGGCGCCGCUUCCUGCAGGCCUUCUUCAUCAGUCACCGUCUGCCUCGAGCACUGCAGCCUGGCCAGCCUGGCGCUACCCCACCACAGGACGCAGCCCAGGACCCAAACCUGAGCCUCGGCCCUUCCCCAGCAGUGGCUCGGUGAGCCCUGUGCACCUAUGGCCCAGCCAAUGCAGCACAGAAGGCUCUGUGAGCCCUUGGUUCCUCCCCGAAAACCCCCAGCAUUACCAUCCCCCAAGUCUGUCCUGGACCCUAGCCUAAAGGAUCCUGCCCCCACUUCAUGCCCACUGCCGAUGCCCAAUCCAGGCCCGGUGAGGCCAAGGUUUCCCAGUGUGCCUCUGCGCCUCUCCACUGCUUCAUGAGCCCAAACAGACCCUCCUGGCACAACACUCUAUCCUGAAGCUUGGAGAACUCUGCUGGAUGGGGAGUCUCGUGAAAGACCUCACUGCAGUCUUUCACAGGACUCUGCAGAUGGUGCCUCUGCAAACUAAGGAGUGACUGGGUGGGUUGGGGUCCCCCUCAGGAUUGUUUCUCAGCACCAGUGCCUCAGUGCUGCAAUUGAGGGUUAAAUCCCAAGUGUCUCUUGACUGGCUCAAGAAUUAGGGCCCCAACUACACGCCCCCAAGCCACAGGGAAGGUUGUACUGUACUUCCCAAUUGCCACAUGUUAAAUAAAGACAAAUUUUUAUUUCUUCUAAAA
Macaca mulatta (Rhesus monkey) is the source of this 1900-nucleotide messenger RNA. RefSeq names its product hydroxysteroid 11-beta dehydrogenase 2 (gene HSD11B2). Gene Ontology annotation, biological process: glucocorticoid metabolic process. Gene Ontology annotation, cellular component: intracellular membrane-bounded organelle. Gene Ontology annotation, molecular function: 11-beta-hydroxysteroid dehydrogenase (NAD+) activity. The record is from RefSeq and is a predicted model, not a curated record. Lineage: Eukaryota; Metazoa; Chordata; Mammalia; Primates; Cercopithecidae.